CACCUAAAGCACCUGUGGCCAGCAACCUCACCUCUGCAGGCACUGGACCGGCAUGGAUGAGGAGAGAUCAGCCUCACACUCGAAAGCAAUUUAUCUUUGAGAAGCCAUCAGAGGUGGAGCGCAAAGUCCCCGAGGCAGGUGUGAUAGAUAAGCCUGGUGUGUAUGAGCUCAGCAAAGUACCAACUGGCAUUUCUAGGAUUCAUUUGAUUCCUGGCUUUAUUGACUCAGAACAAGCAGACUGGAUGUUUGAACAGCUCCUGCAAGACAUACCCUGGGGUCAGAGAACUCACGUCAGACAGGAAGUAUCUUUUGAGGAACCAAGGCUCACCUCCUGGUAUGGAGAACUUCCUUACACCUACUCCAGGAUAACAAUGCAGCCAAACCCAAAUUGGCAUCCUCUGCUGACCAUGCUGAAGGAGCGCAUUGAGGAGUUCACUGGCCACACCUUCAACUCUCUUCUCUGCAACCUCUACCGACAUGAGAAGGACAGUGUAGACUGGCACAGCGACGAUGAACCAUCACUGGGGAAAAAUCCUGUCAUUGCCUCACUCAGCUUCGGUGCUACCCGGACCUUUGAGAUGAGGAAGAAACCCUCCCCUGAAGAGAAUGGAGACUGUACUUAUGUAGAAAGACUAAAAAUCCCACUUGAUCACGGGACUCUGCUGCUGAUGGAAGGAGCUACCCAGGAGGACUGGCAGCAUCGAGUGCCUAAGGAAUAUCAUUCCAGAGAUGCACGGAUAAACUUGACCUUCAGGAUCAUUUAUCCAGAACCUGAUGGAGUUUGGAAGUGAAGAGGCACUUUGAGCAUUGUUGGAUAUAAACGCACAGCAGAUCCAGAGCCUCAGAUUGCUACAGAUUGACAGGAGGCCUUACAGGAACAGAGUGCUGUGAGAUACCUGAUGGGGAAAAGAAUUGAUGUUAGGAAGAUCUUUGACAAUCAGAAGCUGCCUGUGUUAUGUGGACAGUGCUAUUUCAUUU
Molecule: messenger RNA, 978 nt
Organism: Antrostomus carolinensis (chuck-will's-widow)
Lineage: Eukaryota; Metazoa; Chordata; Aves; Caprimulgiformes; Caprimulgidae
Gene: ALKBH3
Product: alkB homolog 3, alpha-ketoglutarate dependent dioxygenase
Exons: 8
Biological process (GO): DNA alkylation repair
Cellular component (GO): mitochondrion; nucleoplasm
Molecular function (GO): dioxygenase activity
Source: RefSeq, a predicted model, not a curated record